GAAAACACCAACUGUUGCUGCACCUAAGUUUUUUAAGGAAUUGUGGGAUCACGUACAACAUUUUAGAAUUGAUUUUAUAUUAUAUUUGUUAUUGUUAGAACAUCAGUGCUUAAUAAAUGUUUUCAUAAUUUUGUAAUAUGUUCUAUGAAACACAUUACAUCUAUGAAGCUAAUUAUAUGAAGUAUGAAUAUUAAUAUAUGUAAUUGCAAUGCCUUUAUUUAAGUCAGUACACAGUCUGUUAUUUCUGCAUGACCGUCCCUUGUCAGACAGACAGACUGCCCAGAUCAGAGGAGCACUGAUAAACUACCAUAUUUCCCCAAUUAAUCACCGGUCUGCAAAUAGCCGCCUGGUUCUUUUAAACGUCUGGGGUUAUAAUCCAUUUUGCAUAUUAAACACCCACCCGAAUAACCAAAGGGGGUGAUUAUUUGCAUUAUAUUGAGGUAAACCCAAAAUCAUCUGUACAAAAUCUAACCCAGGUGCAUGUCUGAUAAUUUGUUUUGUGUAAUUUUUGUUUUUAUUUCUGUUGUAGGCAGUCUGUGUAUGUGGACACUCACUAUUUGCCCUCUCUUCAGUUCCUCUUGUCUGUCCUCCACAAGCAGAGACUCACUGAUAGACCACUGUUACCAGUUCUAGUGUUGACACAUCCACCCACAUCCCCACCACAAGUUUAUGGGAAAAUGAACUGGAAAUGUAAGUUGUGCAAAUUCACAACAUCAAAAAGAUUGGACCUGCUGAAACACAGCAGACUAAUACAUGAGCAUUUAGGUCGAGUCCACUCCAUACCCUGCCUCUAUGCAGAUUGUCCUUGCACAGUCAAGACAUGGGGUGCAUUAAGGACACAUUUGUCAAGGCAUCAUUCUCAGUCAACCCAGCCAGGAAACAUUUUGUUUACAUGCAUUGUCUGUAAUUCAUGCUCUUUUGACAAUGAGAGGCAUUUUUUUGAACAUCUUGGUGGCCAUCUAAAAAAAUUUGAAACUGUGACAUGUGUUUUUGAGGGUUGUGAUUACAAGACCAACAAAUAUACAACAUUCCACAGCCACAAGAGUAGAAAACACAACCCACAUUUGUUGGAAGAUUUCAAGACUAAUGUUCUUUAUCAACACCAAAACAACCCGGAUGAAGAAAGUGAUUUUGUUGAGGAUGAAAACGACUGUGGCUUAGUCCUUGAGGAGGAUGAGGACUUGAACAAAAUUAUUACUAAAAGAGUGGGGUUGCUCCUCCUGAAAAUGGAGAACAUUUUUAAUGUCUCAAAUUCAUGCAUUAAUGAACUAGUAGAGGAAUUUCAUUUCCUUACAGCGUCUGCAUCUGGCCCCGUCAUUAAAGAGAUCAUUCUGAGUACUUUGAGAAAACAUGGCUGUACAUUUGAAGACUCAGUGAUAUCAGAACUGGUCAAAGACCUUUGCCAGCUAAGCCCUGUCUGUGCUGCUUUACGAGUGGAUGGGCCUUUCAGCAGUAAGUUCAGGAGAGAGCAAUUUAGUAAGGAGCAUCUCUCAUCGAUUGAACCAGUUGAGUACAUACUUGAUAGUACAGAGAAAAAAUCAUUUCAGUAUAUACCAAUCCUCCCAUUAUUAUCUCAACUUGUGAACAACAGCCACAUUCAAAACACAAUAUUACAAAACAAAAAGACAUCUGAUGCCUCUUCUGGAUACAAAUCGUUUAAUGAUGGAUCUUUACUAAGAGAAAACAGCUUUUUAUGUGAGGAUGAACUUAAACUCCCACUCAUAUUAUAUAUAGAUGACUUUGAGAUAUGCAACCCUCUGGGAACAUCCCGCAAGAAGCAUAAAGUCACAGCAGUGUACUGGGUGUUCGCAGACAUACAUGCCACAUUGAGAUCUACACUGACUUCCAUUUACUUAACCAUUUUGUGCAAGGCAAAUGAUGUCAACCAGUAUGGCUAUGCAAAGGUUUUGGACCCACUGCUCAGAGAUUUGAAGUCCUUUGAAGAUGAAGGUAUUUUUGUUUCAAGUCUGGGCAAAGUGGUCAAGGGCACUGUACUUGCUGUAGUCGCUGACAAUCUUGGUGCUCACUCAAUAGGUGGCUUUGUUGAAAGCUUUUCAGCUUCACAUUUCUGUCGCUUUUGCAUUGGAGAACGGUCACAGAUCCAGGAGCAUGAAGUAGGAGAAGGACUGUUUCCUCCACGGACUAAGUCCAACUAUGCCAUGCAUGUCAAAGCAGCACUGUCUGAUCCAGCAGAAGGUCACCACUGCGGAGUUAAAAGACAGUGUCCCAUCUCAGACAGACUCAGUAAAUUUCAUGCUAUAUCAGGUUAUCCCCCUGAUGCUUUGCAUGAUUUGCUCGAAGGAAUUGUACCUGUGGAAAUAUCACUCUGUCUUGAUGUGUUAAUCAGAAAGAAAUACAUCUCUCUUCAGGAGCUCAACCAUUCCAUACGUUGCUUUCCUUACAAAUGGAGUGACAAAAGAAACUGUCCACAACCCAUUGCCCCGCAUUUCAACUUACGAAAAAGCGUAGGAGGUAACGCACACGAAAACUGGUGUUUGUUGAGAAUGAUGCCACUCAUGAUUGGUGACAAAGUCCCAGAAGAUGAGCCUGCUUGGGAGGUUUUGAUGAACCUUAAAGAUGUUGUGGAGCUUGUCAUGGCUCCUCUCCACACAGAUGAGACAAUAGGAUACAUGCAAAGUAAGAUCUCAGAACACCGUUACAGAUAUUUUGAAGUGUUCCCAGAGGAGAAAGUUCGACCAAAACACCACUUUCUCGAGCAUUAUCCAUGGCUUACAACUGUUUACGGGCCACUGGUACAUUUCUGGACUAUGCGGUUUGAAGCCAAACAUCGAUUCUUUAAAAGGAUUGUGAGGCAGACUGGGUGUUUUAGAAACAUUCUCAUGACAAUGGCAAGAAAACACCAAUCAAUGAUUGCGUAUCAUACCAACAAUUGCAACAACCAAAGGCCAGCACUGUCAGUGUCCCAGAGGACUCUUGUGGCAGUUGAUGUUCUUAAAGAUGGCAUUAAGGAGUCCUUCGCAAGGAAGUUCCCUGGGGAAGAGUUUGUGAACAUGACAAAUAAAGCAACCAUUUUAGGCACAGACUAUAAUAUUGGCAUGGUGCUGCCGUUUGGCUCAACAGGAGGCCUACCUGACUUUGGAGAAAUCCAGCAAAUAAUCAUUGUGCGUGAAACUCCUGUCUUUGUUCUGAAAUUGCUUAGUGGUUGGUAUUGUGAACACCUGAGGAGUUUCAAAGUAGAGCCAACAGGAGAGACAGAAAUCCUUAAACAUUCUGAAUUAAAAGAAACAUACCCCUUGGCUGCAUACAAUGCAGCAGAUGGCCGUAUGGUGACCCUUAAACACUUCAUUUGCACAUAAGACUGAGGAAACACACACCAAACAACAAUGGCGGUCCAUUUAAGAGUCGUUUUAGAAGAACACAACAUUCAAAAGCUGAAACUUCCAACAGGAAUUCCAAAUACAGUGGAAGAUCUUGUUUCCAUAGUUACUGAAAC
Molecule: messenger RNA, 3454 nt
Organism: Megalobrama amblycephala (Wuchang bream)
Lineage: Eukaryota; Metazoa; Chordata; Actinopteri; Cypriniformes; Xenocyprididae
Exons: 3
Coding region: 678-3317 (879 amino acids)
Source: RefSeq, a predicted model, not a curated record